Ilex paraguariensis (yerba mate) is the source of this 1911-nucleotide messenger RNA. The record is from the annotation of a GenBank genome assembly. Lineage: Eukaryota; Viridiplantae; Streptophyta; Magnoliopsida; Aquifoliales; Aquifoliaceae.
AUGGCAAACGAAGAUGUAAUUGGAAGGUUUUCGAGCUGUCGAGGUGUGGCUUUCGAGAUCAAACCUCAUGCAGAUCCAUUUGCAAUCCCACCUCCCACCAUAGCUCCAACCCGAGGAUUAGGAAGCAAAAAGAUUUGGCUUCCCUGGGGAAGCUUUUCUACAGUAGGCCCUUCUGGAAGUAGUAUACAGAGGUCUAUGAGCCGGGCUAGUAGCCAUUUUUGUGAUCUCGACCUGGACGAGAAUGAAGAUGAUGAUACUUUGGCGGACAUAGAAGAAGGAGUUGGACACGAAGAUGAUGAAUUGCCUCUUCCACUUCCAAAAGCUAAAAGCCAACACGUUCAGCCACCAAAGCCUACUAAACCAAAAGACUCAAGAGUAUCAGUUAUUCUGCUUGAUCAAGGCCUGUUCACAGUCUACAAGAGACUCUUUGUCGUCUGUUUGGCUCUGAACAUCACCGGUUUGGUUCUUGCUGCCACCGGACAUUUCCCAUAUGCAAGGCGCAGAGCCGCCCUUUUCUCCAUUGGAAACAUUUUGGCAUUGACACUAUGUCGGUGUGAGGCUUUCUUGCGAGUUGUAUUCUGGCUUGCAGUGAACCUCUUGGGGUGGUCAUGGGUGCCCCUCCGCCUCAAGACCGCCAUCACCUCCCUCCUGCAAUCCCUUGGUGGGAUACAUAGUGGUUGUGGCGUCUCCUCAAUUGCAUGGUUGACAUAUGCUUUAGUCCUCACUUUAAAGGAUAGAAAUAACACUUCUCCAGAGAUCAUUGGUGUUUCCUCAACCAUUCUCUCACUUCUCUUCCUUUCUUCUUUGGCCGCCUUCCCUCUUGUCCGCCAUAUCCAUCACAACGUAUUCGAGAGGACUCAUCGGUUUGCCGGAUGGUCAGCUCUUCUCCUCCUUUGGGCCUUCAUCAUCCUCACAAUUUCUUAUGAUCCCAAAACCAAAUCCUACAGCAAUGACCUUGGGUCAAGGUUGAUAAAGCAGCAAGAAUUCUGGCUCACAGUGGCCAUUACUAUGACUAUAAUUAUCCCAUGGAUGACUGUAAGACGUGUGCCUGUUAAAGUAUCUGCCCCUUCAGGCCAUGCCUCCAUUAUCAAGUUUGAAGGAGGAGUGAAAAGUGGCAUAUUGGGUAGAAUUAGCCCAUCACCCUUAUCCGAAUGGCAUGCCUUUGGGAUCAUUUCUGAUGGGAAAAAACAACACAUGAUGCUUGCUGGUGCAGUUGGUGACUUCACCAAAUCCUUGGUGUCGAACCCACCGAGCCAUUUAUGGGUGAGGCAGGUGCACUUUGCUGGUCUGCCUUACCUGGUGAACAUGUAUGAUAGGGUUUUGGUGGUGGCAACAGGGUCAGGUAUAUGUGUUUUUCUCUCUUUCCUCUUGCAGCCAUGUUCGGCAGAUGUUUGCGUGCUAUGGGUAGCCAAAGGAAUUGAACAAAACUUUGGAAAGGAGAUUAAAGAGAUGAUGAGUGGGCAUCCGAAAGAUAAGGUGAUUGUCCAUGACACGGCGGUGCUUGGUCGGCCAAACGUUUCGAAAAUGAGCAUCGAUGCAGCUAGAAAUUGGGGAGCGGAGGUUGUCAUUGUGACCAGUAAUCCGGAAGGGAGCCGGGAUGUGGUUGAUGCAUGCAAGGCUCAAGGCAUUCCUGCCUUUGAUGUUUGCGUGCUAUGGGUAGCCAAAGGAAUUGAACAAAACUUUGGAAAGGAGAUUAAAGAGAUGAUGAGUGGGCAUCCGAAAGAUAAGGUGAUUGUCCAUGACACGGCGGUGCUUGGUCGGCCAAACGUUUCGAAAAUGAGCAUCGAUGCAGCUAGAAAUUGGGGAGCGGAGGUUGUCAUUGUGACCAGUAAUCCGGAAGGGAGCCGGGAUGUGGUUGAUGCAUGCAAGGCUCAAGGCAUUCCUGCCUUUGGUCCCAUAUGGGACUCUUAA